UGUGAGCUUCUGCAAUAUACUUCGUAGCUCAACUACCACAAUGGGCGUUGAAGACCAACAAGAAGAGAGGGAAGUCCUCGAGUCGAUCUUCCCCGAGGAAAUCGCAGAUGUUUCCGAGACAGAAUUCCGAAUCUCAAUAGCCCUCGAGAUCACGCGCGGCGAUGGAGACCCCAAAGACCUCCAAGCACCAACUAUAAUCCUCAACGUCCAAUACCCGCCCUCUUACCCUGACGAGGCGCCCCGCCUCGACAUAACCCAACCGCCCAAUGCACCCAAGCACCCCUACCUCGACAUCCAAGACGACAAGCAGCGCCUGCUGGACUCGCUGUCCGAGACGAUCGAAGAAAACCUCGGCAUGGCGAUGAUAUUCACACUCGUCAACGUCCUAAAAGACAGCGCAGAGCUCCUGAUCAGCGAACGGCAGAACGCAAAGCAAGCGCUCGCGGACAUGGAAGCCGCCAAGGCCGAAGAGGAAGAGAACAAGAAGUUCCAGGGCGAGGCUGUCACGCGGGAGAGUUUCAUACGGUGGCGCGAAGGGUUCGCCAAGGAGAUGGAGGAGAAGCGGAAGCGCGAGGAGGAGGAGAGAGAGGCCGAGGACAAGAAGAAGAAAGUGCCCAAGGAAGAGCGGAAACUCACGGGCAAGGAGUUGUGGCAGCAGGGCUUGGCCAAGGGCGGCGAUGAGGACGACGACGGGAUCGAUGUGCAGGCUAUGAAGGACUUGAAGGUGGCGGCGGAGUCGUAAGAGAUGGAGGGUUAGUAAGAAGCGUAUACCCAUUCGCGUAGAGCGUGGAGCGCUCGUGUACAUAUUCACACGUCACACUUCGGUAUCAAAAGGAAGUUAUGAAUCAUGGCUUGAUGACUCGUAUAGGCGCCUUCUUUCGCCCUCUGAUGACCUCCCGUCCCUCGUUCAACACAAACUCCGUCUCUGCAUCUACAAUGCUCUGCAUCUUCCGUAUGAGCGCCGCAUCCUUCACCAACUCAGCUUCAUAGAUAACCCCGUUCUGCCUUUCUGCCUCAUGCAUCGCAUCUGCCCACCUGAUCUCGUC
Didymella exigua CBS 183.55 is the source of this 1046-nucleotide messenger RNA. Its product is annotated as putative RWD domain protein. Lineage: Eukaryota; Fungi; Ascomycota; Dothideomycetes; Pleosporales; Didymellaceae. The transcript is spliced from 3 exons. Bases 41 to 742 code for a protein of 233 amino acids. Gene Ontology annotation, biological process: cytoplasmic translation. Gene Ontology annotation, molecular function: protein binding. The record is from RefSeq and is a predicted model, not a curated record.